UUCAUAAAAUGAAUUAAGUAUUUUAUUUCGAUUUGUUUUACUUUUAUUUCAUUUUAUUAUUUCUUUAUCUUUAUUUUAUCAGUUUUUUUUUUUAUUUCUUUAUUUACUUUAUUGUAAUGAUAUUGUAUGUGAUAUGAACUCAGACAGGUGCUGCCCCCUGCUGGGCUGGAUCUGCUACUCUCUCUCAUUAUGUUCUGUUUUCUGCUGGUCCCCCCCAGCCCCCCCAGAGUUCUCCCAGUGGCCGCAGUCCCUCUCCAGGCCUGGGGGGGGCAGCGCUGAGUUCAGCUGCUCCGCCUCUGGAGAACCUCAGCCUCACAUCAUCUGGCUGAAGAACGGGAAGCUGCUGAGUGUGAGCGGGACCGUGAGGCUGAGCAACGUGAACACGACCCUGUCCAUCACUCAGAUCUCCCCUGAAGACGAGGCCAUCUAUCAGUGCAUCGCGGAGAACAGCGCGGGCUCCAACCAGGCCAGCGCCCGCCUGUCCAUCAGCCUGUCCAGCCUACAGGGCCCUGACCCCCCCCCCCCUCUCCACCAGCCUACCAGGGCCUGA
Molecule: messenger RNA, 550 nt
Organism: Trematomus bernacchii (emerald rockcod)
Lineage: Eukaryota; Metazoa; Chordata; Actinopteri; Perciformes; Nototheniidae
Product: immunoglobulin superfamily DCC subclass member 3-like
Exons: 2
Coding region: 134-550 (138 amino acids)
Biological process (GO): cell-cell adhesion; axon guidance
Cellular component (GO): plasma membrane; axon
Source: RefSeq, a predicted model, not a curated record